ACCGCUGCACAGGUGCCACAGCUGCGUAACAACCAAGCUGCCCAUUCUUUCCGACGCAGCAAUCGGUCGUCCCUCUCCUCACCUGUUACCCUUCUCUCUCCUUUCAAGAAAACCAAAUCACUCCAAAGCAAAAAACGGUCGCGUCUUCCAUUGUUGCGAGGCGUGCCCACGCCUCACCACCCCGACACCCUCCCUGGCUUGUUCGCUUGCUGUCCUUUAUUGCUCCGAUCCCGAUUGCGAAGCGGGCACCAGGAGGAGGGAAGCGAUCGAGCGAGCACAAUUCCGGCCCCGACAACCCUAGCUAUCCCUCAAUCCACACUCUAGCAGGAAAUUAUUACUCAUGUUGCUGGUCAGAACAAGUGGAAGGUGUCUUUUGCAAAGCUCUUGGUCAUCUUUCUUCUAUUCGUUUAUGUAACAAUCUGUAGAAUUCGCUUGCAACAUGGCAAAAAGUGCCAGGAGCCGGCGCAGGAUUUCUUCUCGCCAGUUUAGGUCCACUCCUUAUCCGAUUCCCCAAUCAUACAGUUGGGUAACUGCAGAACCAGGUAACUUGAAACAAAAAUUGGCAUUAGAGAGGAAGGACUGGGAAGAAGCCACAUGCUCGGUGUGCAUGGAAUUCCCGCACAAUGCUGUUCUUCUGCUGUGUUCUUCCCAUGAGAAAGGGUGUCGUCCUUAUAUGUGUGGAACUAGUUACCGCCACUCUAACUGCCUUGAUCAGUUCAAGAAGGCUUACACAAAAGUGAGGUCUACUCAACUUGACCAAGUCGAGGACAACGCAAACAACUCUGGGUUGAUCGUUCCUGCCUGGUCCUCAAGCGGCAAGUCUGAGGCAUUGGAGCUUGCGUGCCCUCUUUGUCGUGGGCAAGUGAAGGGCUGGACGGUGGUGGAACCAGCAAGGAAAUAUCUAAAUAAUAAGAUGAGGAACUGCAUGCAAGAUAGUUGCUCUUAUGUAGGGAGCUACAAGGAACUCAAAAAACAUGUGAGGUCUGACCACCCUUGUGUCAAGCCUCGUGAGGUGGACCCUGAGAUGGAGCAGAAAUGGAGAGUGCUUGAACAUGAGAGGGAGCGGCAGGAUGUCAUCAGCACGAUAACAUCGUCGAUGCCCAGAUCCGUGGUGUUUGGAGAUUAUGUCAUAGAGAUGACCAACAGUGAUGCCGACAGCGAGGACGAGACUGGUGAUGUAGAAUUCCGAGGAAACCGCGGUAUCAGCAGAAGCAUCCUUUAUUUUUUCUUGCGCGAAGGUGCACGGCUUAUGAGGUUUCAGAGGGAUCAAGAUGCUCAUGAAGGAAUGGAAGAUGACAGUGCUUAUGACCAUGACUUACUAGGUGGCACCAAUAUUCCUGCUGCUUCUGCCAUUUAUUCCUCAGGAGGAGAUGAUAGCAGUGCAGCUACAGUUUUUAACCGAGGUCGAGAUAUGGGCAUGUUGAGAUCCGAUAGGCGACGUAGGAGACGACGCCGGAGAAGCAGGGGCUCAUCAACAUUUGAUGUAAGUUGAAGAAUAAGAUAAAGCAUGUAUUUUUAGGAUUUCAUAAACGUAGGGAAAAUUUACCGGGACUCAUCCUCUGCAUUUAUAUUAACAUUGACCACACUAUCGGUUAUAUCUAUUUUCUCUUACUGAACUGGAAGUUGGUGGGAUGUCGAGGACUCUUGCGUUCUGUUCAUUCCGCUUUAAUUGCCCCACAUAUUUAUGUGAUGAUUCUGAAUGUGCAUCCAGUAUUUGGUGGUUCAAUUUGUGUUUUACAGUUGUGAGGUUUCUGCUACUGUCGAGCUGGUGCUUCAGCUACACUGUAACGUUCUGCUUUCCUAUGUACACUGAUAUGAUUGUAUAUUCUUUUAUCUGCAAUAAGGGUAUGUUUGUGCUGAAUGCUUCGAUUGCUAUUCAGAAUUUUCAUGAUUGUUGUAGCCAAUGCAUUCAUAUUUUGUUGAGUUUGGCCUCUAUGUAAUGAGAAAACUGUAUAAAUUGUUUGAACAAGGUAGAACUUCAAAAGCUACUGAGAAUAA
Dendrobium catenatum is the source of this 1998-nucleotide messenger RNA. RefSeq lists its product as uncharacterized. The transcript is spliced from 3 exons. NCBI's taxonomy places the organism in Eukaryota, Viridiplantae, Streptophyta, Magnoliopsida, Asparagales, Orchidaceae. The record is from RefSeq and is a predicted model, not a curated record. Bases 440 to 1492 code for a protein of 350 amino acids.